AUGGCCUUCGUGACGGCCCUGGUCCGGCGCGGCGUGAUGACGGAUCAAUUCGUCCGCCUGCUGGAGCUGCAGCUGGACGGCGAGAAUCCCGCUCUGGUGUCGCAGCUGGCCGAGCUGUACAUCCGAGAGACGACGGGCAGAUUGGAGGCGAUCCAGUCGCUGGUGGACGCCCAGGACGUCGACUUCUCCGAGCUGGACAGGCUGCUGCACAAGUUCCUGGGGAGUUCAUCCACCUUCGGCGCCAAGAUUAUGGCGGACACGGGCGCGGACCUGAUCGUGCGGUGCCAGGGGCGCGACGUGGGGGGGUGCAGGACCACGCUGGCGCGCAUACGCCAGCACUUCAUCCACCUCAAGCGCCUGCUAGGAGUGUACGUGGAGCUGGAGACAAACAGGAGCCGAGAUGUGCCGGAGAUCGAUGAGAACUUCGCCCCGUCGAUCUAG
Molecule: messenger RNA, 441 nt
Organism: Ostreobium quekettii
Lineage: Eukaryota; Viridiplantae; Chlorophyta; Ulvophyceae; Bryopsidales; Ostreobiaceae
Source: the annotation of a GenBank genome assembly